CGCGCGGCUGCUGACCUCCCUACUCACUCUGCAGCUCUGGGGAGCUCUUUCCUGUGUCGGAACCAGUCCUGCCCCAUGAAUUACUGCUACAAUCAAGGCCACUGCUACAUCUCCCAGACUCUGGGCUGCCAGCCCACGUGCAUCUGUCCCCCGGCCUUCACCGACAGCCUCUGCUUCCUGGCUGGGAACAACUUCAGUCCAACUGUCAACCUAGAACUUCCCUUAAGAGUCAUCCAGCUCUUGCUCAGUGAAGAGGAAAAUGCCUCCAUGGCAGAGGUCAACGCCUCGGUGGCAUACAGACUGGGAACCCUGGACAUGCGGGCCUUUCUCCGCAACAGCCAAGUGAAACAAAUCGAUUCCCCAGCACCGGCCUCGGGAAGCCCCAUUCAACACUGGAUGGUCAUCUCAGAGUUCCAGUACCGCCCUCAGGGCCCCGUCAUCGACUUUCUGAGCAACCAGCUGCUGGCCGCGGUGGUGGAGGCGUUCUUAUACCAUGUUCCACGGAGGAGUGAGAAGCCCAGGAAUGACGUGGUCUUCCAGCCCAUCUCCAGGGAAGACGUGCGCGACGUGUCAGCCCGUGAGUCCGUCCAUUCCGGGGACAGUAUGGGGGUCACUGUGGGGGCGGUGAGCGUGAGCACGCUGAAGGCUUACUUCAGAUGCGAUGGCUACAAGGGCUACGACCUGGUCUACAGCCCCCAGAGUGGCUUCACCUGCGUGUCCCCGUGCAGUAGGGGCUACUGUGACCAUGGAGGCCAGUGCCAGCACCUGCCCAGUGGGCCCCGCUGCAGCUGUGUGUCCUUCUCCAUCUACACGGCCUGGGGCGAGCACUGUGAGCACCUGAGCAUGAAACUCGACGCGUUCUUCGGCAUCUUCUUUGGGGUCCUAGGCGGCCUCUUGCUGCUGGCGGUUGGGACGUUCGUGGUCCUGCGCUUCUGGGGUUGCUCCAGGGCCAGGUUCUCCUAUUUCCUGGACUUAGCUGAGGCCUUGCCUUGAAGGGGCAGCUGUGGCCUAGGCUACCUCAAGACCCACCUCAUCCUCACCACACACUUAAGGCGCCAUUGCUUUUGGGAGACUGGAAAAGGGAAGGUGACUGCAGGCUGUCAGGAUUCUUCAAGGAGAAUGAAUACUGGGAAUCAAGACAAGACCCAUAGGCACAGGUGCACAGGGGGAGGCCAUAAAGAUCAAACAUGCAUGGAUGGGUCCUCACGCAGACACACCCACAGGACACUAGCCUGUGCACGCGUGCGUGCGUACACACACACACACACAAGAGUUCAUAAUGCGGUGAUGGCCCUAAGUUAAGCAAAAUGCUUCUGCACACAAAACUCUCUGGUUUACUUCAAAUUAAACUCUAUUUAAAGUCU
This is a messenger RNA of Nomascus leucogenys (northern white-cheeked gibbon), 1364 nucleotides long. RefSeq names its product mucin-4-like. NCBI's taxonomy places the organism in Eukaryota, Metazoa, Chordata, Mammalia, Primates, Hylobatidae. The transcript is spliced from 6 exons. The annotation marks the transcript as partial. The record is from RefSeq and is a predicted model, not a curated record.